Molecule: messenger RNA, 428 nt
Organism: Paramecium octaurelia
Lineage: Eukaryota; Ciliophora; Oligohymenophorea; Peniculida; Parameciidae
Source: the annotation of a GenBank genome assembly
AACACAUCUAAUUUACAGAAUUGUAAUGAAUUUCGAUGAUGCUUCUUUAUCUUCACCUCAUACUUUUAGAGUCAAGACUCGACAACAAUUGAAAGGCAUUCAACAUUCAAUCAAAAAGUCCAAGCGAAAAUACUGUCACAUUUCUCCUGAGAUAAAGUAAUAAUUAAUUUCCCUUGUACUCGAUAAAAAGCUUAGGAUCAAAGAUGUAUUCAUAUAUUCUUAUCAAUCUACUCUAGGCUGCCAUUAUUUGUAAUUUAAAUUACUCCACUGCAAAAACCAUACUCUACACUUUGAGGCAUCGACCACCCAAGUAGGCUGGAUUCAAAUAAUAUUCAAGUAAAAGCAAGCCAAUAUUAAUGAUGAAGACCUUAAUCAAGGGAACACUCAUCAAUGAGUAUGAUUUUUAUUCACAUUUGAAUUCGAUCUGA